ACCUCGCCUCAUUCCCUCAUUACUAGCUUUCCCAAGCUAGGAAUGAUACUAGCAAAGCUAAGUACAUCUAAUAAUAUUCGAGUAGGAGCUGAGUUAUCACGUGAGCCAGGCAUUACUAUAUAUUUCUGGAAGAGUCUUUGGCAGUACAAUGGCGGGCAUGUGGCUGAGGGGUAUUUAAGGCAGGAGGUGGGGUGCCCCCUCACUCAAACCGGUUGCCACGGCUACAACAGCACCUGCUGCUGCUACUCUCCGCAUCUCCUGAGUGUCAUUAAUUACUGAAAUACACACACACACAAGAUGCCUGAAGAAACAAUGGAAGAAGUGGAAACCUUUGCUUUCCAGGCGGAGAUCGCCCAGUUGAUGUCCCUUAUCAUCAACACUUUCUACAGUAACAAAGAAAUCUUCCUUCGAGAACUCAUCUCCAACUCUUCUGAUGCUCUGGACAAGAUUCGCUAUGAAUCGCUUACAGACCCCUCUAAAUUGGACACCGGCAAGGACCUCACUAUCAGGAUCGAGCUGGACAAGAACGAGCGUACACUCACCAUCAUCGACACGGGGGUGGGCAUGACCAAGGCUGACCUGGUCAACAACUUGGGUACCAUCGCAAAGUCAGGCACCAAGGCUUUCAUGGAGGCACUGCAGGCAGGCGCAGACAUUUCUAUGAUUGGUCAAUUUGGUGUUGGCUUCUACUCUGCCUAUCUGGUGGCUGACAAGGUCGUAGUCACUUCUAAACACAACGACGAUGAGCAGUACACCUGGGAGUCUGCUGCUGGUGGUUCCUUUACCAUACGUCCUGACAAAAGUUUUCCUCUGGCUCGAGGGACGAAGAUCACACUCUACCUGAAGGAGGAUCAGGCUGAGUACGUAGAGGAGCGACGCAUCAAGGAGGUGGUCAAAAAGCAUUCUCAGUUUAUUGGUUACCCCAUCAAGCUGCUGGUGGAGAAGGAACGGGAGAAGCAAAUCCCUGAUGAUGAUGAAGAGGAGAAGGAUGAAGAGGUGCCCAAGACAGAUGACAUGCCAAAGGUGGAGGACGUGGGUGCAGAUGACGAGGCCGAUAAAAGCACCGUAAAAGCCAAAAAAAUGAAGACAGUGAAGGAGAAGUACAUGGAGGAUGAGGAACUCAAUAAGACCAAGCCACUGUGGACUCGCAACCCAGAUGACAUAUCACAGGAGGAAUACGGAGAGUUUUACAGAUCACUUACCAACGACUGGGAAGAUCACUUAGCAAUUAAACACUUCAGUGUUGAAGGCCAGCUGGAGUUCCGUGCGCUUCUCUUUGUUCCCCGCCGGGCACCUUUUGAUCUUUUUGAGAACCGAAAACAGAAAAACAAGAUCAAGUUGUACGUGCGACGUGUAUUUAUCAUGGACAAUUGUGAGGAGCUCAUCCCUGAAUACCUCAACUUCAUCACUGGAGUUGUCGACUCUGAAGAUCUUCCUCUGAACAUUUCUCGUGAGAUGCUUCAGCAGAACAAGAUCCUGAAGGUAAUCCGCAAGAACUUGGUGAAGAAGGCCAUGGAACUCUUUGAGGAGCUCAUGGAAGAUAAAGACUCAUUCAAGAAGUUCUACGAGAAUUUCUCCAAAAACAUCAAGCUAGGCAUUCACGAGGACUCCACCAACCGCAAGAAACUGGCAGAGUUUUUGCGAUUCUACACUUCAGCAUCAGGUGAUGAGAUGAGCAGCCUGAAGGACUACGUCUCCCGCAUGAAGGAGAAUCAGAAGCAGAUCUACUACAUCACUGGCGAGAGUCGCGAUGCUGUUGCUAACUCUGCCUUCGUCGAGAGGGUGAAGAAGCGAGGCUUUGAAAUAAUCUACAUGAUUGACCCCAUCGACGAGUACUGCAUCCAGCAACUGAAGGAAUACGACGGCAAGCAGCUCGUGUCCGUCACCAAGGAAGGUCUAGAGCUUCCGGACGACGAGGAGGAGAAGAAGAAAUUAGAGGAACAGAAGCAGAAAUUGGAAAAUCUAUGCAAGGUGAUAAAGGACAUCCUAGACAAACGGGUAGAAAAGGUGGUUGUGAGCAACCGUCUUGUGACUUCUCCCUGCUGCAUAGUGACUUCACAGUAUGGGUGGACAGCCAACAUGGAACGAAUCAUGAAAGCCCAGGCCUUGAGAGAUACUUCUACCAUGGGCUACAUGGCUGCCAAGAAGCACCUAGAGAUCAACCCAGACCACAGUAUUAUAGAAACCCUCAGACAGAGGGCUGAUGCAGACAAAAAUGACAAAUCUGUUAAGGAUCUAGUUAUGCUUCUUUUCGAGACGUCCCUUCUGGCUUCUGGAUUCAACCUGGAGGACCCGGGAGUGCACGCCGCCAGGAUCUACAGGAUGAUUAAUUUAGGAUUGGGUAUCGAGGACGAUGACACCCUCAACAUUCCUGAGGACACUAACCCACUCGAUGACAUGCCUCCUCUGGAGGGCGACGAGGAGGAUGCUUCACGAAUGGAGGAGGUGGACUAGUCGUGCCAUCCCAGCGCUCCACAUCAAUCAUCUUCCAUCGCUUCAUCCACUCAAUCAUUCCUCGGGAUAUUUAUGUUAUAUUUUUAUCACUCUUCGCUACUUGAAGCCAUACAUCAUUUUAUGUAUACCAGCUUCACACUCGCAUGGCGGGUGUCGAUCAUAUUGUGCAGUGAAAAAUUAUUUGUUCAGAAAAAAGUAAGUACGCGUUAAAACGUAUAUGUAUAUGUAUAAUUUAUGAUAUAGAUAAUCUGAAUUUAUUUGAUACACAAUACAUUAAUAUCAGUUGGUAAAAAUACUUAGAGCGUGCACAAUAUGUAGAUAAGUAUAUGUAUUCAUAAUGUGUUGUGUGAGAAGCAGCAACAACAGCAGCCACAGCUGUUGUUGCUAAUACUCCAUCAUCACCUCCACCGCCCUUACCAUAGCUUUUAUAAAUAAAAAUUUUAAUUGGA
Messenger RNA from Cherax quadricarinatus, 2903 nucleotides. RefSeq names its product heat shock protein HSP 90-alpha. Gene Ontology annotation, biological process: protein stabilization; cellular response to heat; protein folding. NCBI's taxonomy places the organism in Eukaryota, Metazoa, Arthropoda, Malacostraca, Decapoda, Parastacidae. The record is from RefSeq and is a predicted model, not a curated record. Gene Ontology annotation, cellular component: cytosol; perinuclear region of cytoplasm; protein-containing complex. Gene Ontology annotation, molecular function: disordered domain specific binding; ATP binding; ATP hydrolysis activity.